AUGCUGGAAAAUUACAGGGAUUGUCCAGGAUGCACUGGUCCUAACUGUGCCGUGUGUAGUGGGAGAGCCGCUUGUGAUCCAAGGAAGUGUCCUGUUGGUGUUGCGGCUCAGUGCAAUUCGCAACAGUGCGCUACCGUCAAUGGCAAGAUGCGCCUAUUAGGUGGACCUAGAAAUCCAAUGAUACCGAACGUCGGAAAUCAAUGUGCGAAAGGUGCUUGUCUCAGAAGAGUGAUUGGCAAUCGCAGUGCCCAGUGUAGUUAUACGCCAGAGAUGAGCAGAAUGUGUCAUUCGUGA
Molecule: messenger RNA, 294 nt
Organism: Enterobius vermicularis (human pinworm)
Lineage: Eukaryota; Metazoa; Nematoda; Chromadorea; Rhabditida; Oxyuridae
Source: the annotation of a GenBank genome assembly